AUGCAGUACAUGACCAUCAUCGCUUUCCUCGCCGCCACUGUGGCCGCUGCCCCCCCUUCGCACAAUGUCCGAAACAACCCUUCCAUCGACCAGAUCACCGUCGCCCAGGCUAACAACGCUUGCGGUAACAACAUGUCGGUCACUUGCUGCAACAAGGUUACCAACACCCCAGCUGGUAACGCUAUUGGCAACGGUGCUGGUAUCCUCAACAACCUGAGCCUGUUCGAUCAGUGCUCCAAGCUCCAGGUUGACGUUCUCGCCAUUGCCAAUGGCCUCCUUAACAAGGAGUGUCAAGCUAACGCGGCCUGCUGCCAAAACAGUGGCUCCAACGCCCAGGGAGGUCUUGUCAACGUCGCCCUUCCUUGCAUUGCUCUCAGCAGCCUUCUUUAG
This is a messenger RNA of Fusarium coffeatum, 390 nucleotides long. RefSeq lists its product as uncharacterized. NCBI's taxonomy places the organism in Eukaryota, Fungi, Ascomycota, Sordariomycetes, Hypocreales, Nectriaceae. The transcript is spliced from 2 exons. The record is from RefSeq and is a predicted model, not a curated record. Gene Ontology annotation, cellular component: fungal-type cell wall. The coding region runs from base 1 to 390 and encodes 129 amino acids. Gene Ontology annotation, molecular function: structural constituent of cell wall.